CUUUUCGACACGCACUGACUUGUACUUCAGUGAGACUGUUUUUGGACUUCUUCGCGCAUGUUUUUAAAGUUGUCAGCUUGAGGCAGCUAGCCAAAAUGUCCCAACAAUGUGACUUUGAAACGUCCCAAUGAUCAGUGUCCGCAAUGAAAGAGGCAAACGCUUCAGCUGAAACAGCUGACAUCUCAGCAUCAAGCUUUACCCGCGAUUCAAAGUGUCGAGCUGUCAAGCUGCGCGAGGCACAUGUGGAGCCACAAAUUGAAAUUCUUCUGUGGUACAUCUCCAAGAUGGUGCAACCAUACUCUGCCGGAGAGCUCGUGGAACAACGUAAACCUCCUCAAAAAGGUGCCUCUCUGCACAUCGGCAGUCUAGGCGACCAGACCCCUUGAGCGCAUUCCAACUUCAUCCAAACGAAGAGCUAUGGCACGUGCUACCGCGACACCAAAGCUCUGACCCAUCAAAAUCAUGUCCAGAUUUCCGCUUUGUCUGGCCUUCUCAAGAGAAUACCAAAGAAUAUGAUCGAUACACGAGCCACCGAGUCGCAAGACCUCCUCAACCGGAGCACUUACGACAGUUUGGCCAGGGAAUGUUUUUGCAAUUUUGGAAGCUACGCAUGGUUUGCGAAGGCGCGCCCCUCCCUCAAGUGCAAGCAGGGUAGGAAGGCAUGGCCCACGGGUCAGUGUGGUCUGUGCAGCACAGCCACAGCUUGCCUGGGGAUACUCGGGAACUGUUGCAGUCCGAAGGGCGGGAUGCCAACGCCUGCCAAACUUCUUCAACCCUCCAGGUCCAGCAGCUUCAAGAAUCUUCAAACCUAUGAAUAUUUAGGAGCUUCUCUGACAGCCUUGCCCUUGCAAAUGCAGCUCUUCUUCAGCAAGCUUGGAGAAGCACUUAUCGUGGCAGAUCUUAAUGUGCUAGCCAUUUGAUGCCAUUCGGUGGUGAGAUGUUGGGGUUCUUAAGGAUUGAUUUUUGAAAGGGAUUAGAUCAAAUCCCCUCAAACAUGAAAGGGAGCUAAUUACACGGAUUAUGAUUAAGGCUUAAUUAGGGUCUCUGAUCUUUUGGCACCAAGUGACAUCGCCUGUUGUUCUUGCAACAGUUGCUUCUGGAUGCUGGGCACGUUUUAUACAAAAAGACAUGGCAAAGGUGGCAUCAUCAGGAGCUAUGAUAUUCCUUUCCACAGAGGCUGCGCCCAUGGCUCCUCAGCCUUUUAACAGACGUGGCUCUUGCACAAAAAUUGCUAUUGACCAUGAGAGGCUCCCACAAGGUCUGAAGUACUUUCGCUUGCAUGUGCCUGAUGUUCAUCAACUGGCUCCGGCGUCUUCCAGCAACGCCAGGCUUAAGCAACAUUGAAGUUUCAAUGUUUCAGGGUUCACCUGAAAAAAUAUAUCUAUAUCAAGCCCUACUUCUUUCAUCUUCUUUUCAUCCGAAAUCUCUUUCGUGUGAUGGCAUGUGAAGCCGCAAGGCAACGGCUUCAACAAUUUUAUAAGCGCGGUGCUCACAGGUCAAGCUUUGCAGGCUUGACCGAAAAACAAUCAAUAACCUCACCGUAAGUUAUGCCGCUUUGUGAAGGACCCAGGUGAUUUUCAAACCAACCGACCUCAGUCGGCUUGCUUUAUUGAUCAAUGGCUGGCAAAGUGUGCACAAAGCCAGAUGUCUCCCACCUUUUAGGCAGUUUUUAGGCAGAAAAACUGGCUGUCGCAAAUUUCAGACCGAAAAAGUUGCCUACGUGUGCUGUUCUUUCUGGGCGCUCUUCUCGCAAGAAAUUACACAAAGGUACCAACAAGCUUGGCGUGAGUGAUAUGCGCAAUGAAAGGGCAUCGUCUUUUUCCUUCAAUCGGAAUGCAAAAGCCAAAGGAGACAUCUUAAGUUUCGCAUGCAGGGCUGCACUACAAGUGUUCAGAAUACCAGCUAGGUCUCUCUCUCCAUCACUGUCACCUAGCCCUAGCUU
Molecule: messenger RNA, 1942 nt
Organism: Cladocopium goreaui
Lineage: Eukaryota; Dinophyceae; Suessiales; Symbiodiniaceae
Source: the annotation of a GenBank genome assembly